Physella acuta is the source of this 2675-nucleotide messenger RNA. RefSeq lists its product as uncharacterized. NCBI's taxonomy places the organism in Eukaryota, Metazoa, Mollusca, Gastropoda, Physidae. Gene Ontology annotation, molecular function: DNA-binding transcription factor activity; DNA binding. The record is from RefSeq and is a predicted model, not a curated record. Gene Ontology annotation, biological process: regulation of transcription by RNA polymerase II.
ACAUGCGGUGAAACAGGCAACCAAAGACACAUCCCAAUCUAGGCCAUGAUUUAUAAAUUAUAUAGGAUUUAUCACACACAGAGUUAACGACCGACAUCAAGGAUGUUUAGUCUUGUUAGGCUAACCUAACUCAGGGCCUACUUUUCAAACUGCACUAAGGGAAAUUUCCGAAACGUAUAUUAUAAUUAGGGAAAGAUCCAACAUUAUCUUUUUAAAAAAUUAGCCCAAUUUACUUUCUAGAGUUGCAUUUCGCAUUGUGAUUUGUAAAAAAAUUCAACCGUCUUUUUCCUAAUAUUGUCAGUGGAACAAACCCAGUAGACUUAAAACUAGUCUUUGGCACAAUGUGUGAUUCUCAAAGAUUUGAAGUAAUUGAAGAAAUGGACUUUCUGCUGGAAGAUGAUAUUGCCAGCUUUGUGGAUAUAUCUACAUCUAAAGUUCUGCCACCAGAAGACCAGCUGAAUCCUUGUGGAACUCUCUUGAAAGGAAUCAUUGUCUCAGAAAGUGAACAGCUGAUGGAAGUACAUGGUGACCAAGUCAUAGACUCUCUACCUUACGAAUAUGAUGCAUGGCAAAAAGAUGGCUUGAUGACUCCAUUUCUGAAAACUGAUAGCAUUAAAAAUAAACUUCACAGCGCGAUUUUAUCCAGGUGUAAAGCAGAGGGUAAGAAACUAACCCUUGACCAACGAAGAGCAAAUAAAGUAGAAGAAAAGCUUAGACCUGACGAGGAAGAAAAAAAGCAAGCUAGAAAAGAACGCAAUAAACUUUCUGCUAAAAAGAGUAGAGAUAUAAAGAAAGCUUUUUAUGAUGACAUUAAGAAGGCUCAUAAGAGACUUCUGGAUGAAAACAAGCGGAUGAAAGAAACAAAUAAAUGGCUAAAAAGGCAAUCAUCAAAGCUAGAAAAAAUAGUGAUGGAUCAUGAUUUAGUUUGUAAAGUUGCUGAAGAUGAUCUGUACAAGCCAAAAUAUCAACCAGAUUUUAGCAAUGAUUGCUUUAAGACUAAAUACAGUGUUCAAGAAGGUUAUGACAGCAUGCGUGAUGACAACUGUCUGACCCAAGGUUCAGAUGACGAACUGCAUGAAGUGGUUAACCAAAGUUUUGCCUUGUUUACUGACAUUUAUGGGAAAAAAGUUGUGUAUGCUGACUUUGAACUUUCACAGACAGACACUGCACUGGAUUGUGAUUUAGAAACUAAUUUAACUCUAAGAGACAUAUCAGAGAUGGAUCCACUAGUUGACCAAAAUCAUUCUGUGCUGUCAGAGGAUGCUGGCAUUCCUAGGGAAAUCUCCACAAGCCUGUGUGCUGAUUAUAUUGACUAUCUGGAUAACCCUGUGCCAUUGGAGCCGGCAAUGGAUAACCCUGUGCCAUUGGAGCCGGCAGUCUGUCCACAUGACAUCUCUAUAAACUUGGAUGGCCCAGACCUCUCAAACAAACACACAAGCAAACAAAUACUGCCAGCCCUGCCUCACACAGAGCACACUGCCCAAAUUUUUUCCUUAUCACAAACUGAUGCCGCCAGCUCCUUCAAUUUGAAGUGGGACCCAGUUAUUCUAGUUAGACCAAGAACUUUAUCCAGUUUUGGCUCUAAAUCACUUUCCACAACCAGUUCUAAUGAUGAGGUCCAAUCAUUCCCACCAACCAGUUUUGAGGCUGAAGUGAAAUUACAUUCCCAAAGUAGAUAUGACACUCUGACAAAACCACCCCCUGAGACCAGUCUUGGGGGCGCUGUGGAUGAUCCUGUAAUUGUCUUUAGACGACGAGCACCAAUCAAGUCAGACGCAGUGGUUGAUCCUGUAAUUGUCUUUAGACCACACACCCCAAUCAAGUCAGCCACUGACAUCAGUGCCUGGUCUGUAGGAGAUAGAGAAUCAUCAGAAGAUAUUGAAGAGCUGACUUCAAUAUUUAGAUCCUUGGACUAUGGACCUCCACCAGAAAAGAAAAGUAAAUUCUAGCUUUAUUUUCUAAUCACACAUCUCAGUCAGAAGUCAUGCAACAUGUGGCACAGGACUGUUGUAAAAUUGCUACAAACAAGAAUGUACUGGUUGGCUAUACUUGGAGCUCCCAAUCCACUGAGUAUUUUGUUGAAAACCAUCAGUCUACUGUACUGGUUGUUUGUUAUUUUAUUCCAGCCACCAUUUGUAUCCCCCCCCCCCUUCCCCCAUCAUUUCACAUGUUUACAUUUAAUGAUGUAAGUAGCAUAUAACACUUCCUUGUUAUAUAAUGUUAUAUCAACCGCAUUACAAAUAUCUUUUUUUAAUGAAGCUUGUAAAUGUUUUCUUGGACUGAUCAGUUCAAUGCUAGGUACCUAUCUGUAGUUGAAGAUUUGCUAGAAGUUGAUCAGUUCAAUGCUAGGUACCUAUCUGUAAGUAGUUAAAGAUUUGCUAGAAGUUGAUCAGUUCAAUGCUAGGUACCUAUCUGUAGUUGAAGGUUUGCUAGAAGUUGAUCAUUUCAAUGCUAGGUACCUAUCUGUAAGUAGUUAAAGAUUUGCUAGAUCUAGUCAUGCUGUUGUAAAAUAAAAUGUGUACAUGUCAAAAUUAUAUUAUUUGAGACAAAUUGUAAAUAUUGAAUUUUUCCUGUACAUAUAGAUAGACAAUGAAAUAUGUGUAGUCCUAUGUUUUGUAUGCAUUUGUUUUGUUAUUUUGUACUUGUAUCCAGAACUAAUGAAUUGAAAAUAAAGA